Molecule: messenger RNA, 4605 nt
Organism: Acanthopagrus latus (yellowfin seabream)
Lineage: Eukaryota; Metazoa; Chordata; Actinopteri; Spariformes; Sparidae
Gene: pak1
Product: p21 protein (Cdc42/Rac)-activated kinase 1
Exons: 16
Coding region: 285-1973 (562 amino acids)
Biological process (GO): regulation of MAPK cascade; regulation of actin cytoskeleton organization; protein phosphorylation
Cellular component (GO): cytoplasm
Molecular function (GO): ATP binding; protein serine/threonine kinase activity
Source: RefSeq, a predicted model, not a curated record
UUCUCUGUGCCCUGCUAACAAUAGCCUGGGUUCGGCAAGUUUACUGUUAAAAAACCGACCAGCAGGGCGACAGAGCGGAGCAGAGCUGAGCCGAGAGCAGAGCAGAGUUUACCGAAUACAUGAGACGGUGUGUCCCGGUGUCGGAAAUUUUCACCCAACACUCUGGGAUUUACAUUUGCAACCAGACAGGUGGCUGCAGGUUGAAGCUGCCUCUUUGCUUUUCUGUGAGAGGAGCGACCCGGAUACGACAUUAACAGGAGCGGCCGGCUGCAGCCUAGCUGAAGAUGUCUGAUAAUGGGGAGGUCGAGGACAAGCCCCCAGCUCCGCCCAUGAGGAAUACCAGCACCAUGAUUGGCUCCUGCAACAAGGACCCCGUCCCUCUCAACCAUGGCUCCAAGCCCCUCCCACCGAACCCGGAGGACAAGAAGAAGAAAGACCGCUCGAUCCGCUUCAUCCUGACUGGAGGAGGCGAUAAGACCUAUAAGAAGAAGGAGCGUCCUGAGAUUUCUCUACCGUCUGAUUUUGAACACACCAUCCAUGUCGGCUUUGAUGCCGUCACUGGAGAGUUUACUGGCAUGCCUGAGCAGUGGGCUCGGCUCCUGCAGACAUCCAACAUCACCAAACUGGAGCAGAAGAAGAAUCCUCAGGCGGUCCUCGACGUUUUAAAGUUCUACGACUCGAAAGAAACGGCCAACAGCCAGAAAUACAUGAGCUUCACAGAUAAGAACUCAGAUGCCUUCAUCUCCUCCACCACAACGAGCUCCAAGGCCGUGUCGGAGACGCCUGCCAUAGAAACCGUAUCCGAGGACGAGGAUGAAGAUGAGGCUGAGCCGCCGCCGGUGAUCGCCCCCCGACCAGAGCACACCAAAUCAAUAUACACUCGCUCAGUGAUCGAGCCCCUCCCUCCUCCUCCCACCAAAGAUGCUGCGACCUCUCCCAUCUCCCCGCCAACAGCCGCUGCAGCUGCCGUCACACCUGCCGCCCCUGCAGAAGGAGCUCCCAGCAGCCCCCCAAGUGCGAGCCCCGCCCCUGGGCCCUCUGUGCCCCGCCCCCAAGACAAAACCAGGAAGAAGAAGAUGUCAGAUGAGGAGAUCCUUGAGAAACUACGGACGAUUGUGAGUGUUGGAGACCCCAAGAAGAAAUAUACACGCUUUGAGAAGAUCGGACAGGGAGCGUCUGGCACUGUGUACACAGCUAUCGACAUCGCUACAGGACAGGAGGUCGCCAUUAAACAGAUGAACCUGCAGCAGCAGCCGAAGAAGGAGCUGAUUAUCAAUGAGAUUCUGGUGAUGAGGGAAAAUAAGAACCCGAACAUAGUCAACUACCUGGACAGUUACCUGGUGGGCGAUGAGCUGUGGGUGGUGAUGGAGUAUCUGGCUGGAGGUUCAUUGACUGACGUCGUCACAGAAACCUGCAUGGAUGAAGCUCAGAUAGCUGCUGUGUGCAGAGAGUGUCUCCAGGCGUUGGAGUUCCUCCACUCGAACCAGGUCAUCCAUCGAGACAUCAAGAGCGACAACAUCCUGCUGGGCAUGGACGGCUCCGUCAAACUCACUGACUUUGGGUUCUGCGCUCAGAUCACUCCAGAGCAGAGUAAACGCAGCACCAUGGUCGGGACUCCGUACUGGAUGGCUCCAGAGGUCGUGACCCGUAAAGCCUACGGCCCCAAAGUGGACAUCUGGUCCCUGGGCAUCAUGGCCAUCGAGAUGGUGGAGGGGGAGCCGCCGUACCUGAAUGAAAACCCUCUCAGGGCGCUGUAUCUCAUAGCAACUAACGGGACGCCGGAGCUGCAGAACCCGGAGAAACUGACGACAACGUUCAGAGACUUCCUGAACAGAUGUCUGGAGAUGGACGUGGAGAAGAGAGGCUCAGCUAAAGAGCUGCUGCAGCAUCAGUUCCUGAAGAUGGCGAAGCCUCUCUCCAGUCUGACUCCUCUCAUUGUGGCUGCCAAGGAGGCUGCCAAGAACAACCGCUAGCUUUGCACUCAUUAUUUUAUCUGUCAAUCUGUCUCUCCCUCUCGCUCGCUCUCUCUCUUCCAUCCCUCCAUCCUCUCUCUUUUCUUUCUUCUCUAUUUUUUUCUAUAUUUCCAGUAGAUGGGAGGGCAGUGGUGGCUGCUGGCUGGGUUAUAAAACCCAUUGAAGGGCCUAUGUUUUUUCUCUCCCCUCCUUCUUUUUCUUUUCUUCUUUGUUUUUGUAUUCUCCCCUGCCUGCCCCUUCACCCUGUGACCUUUGACCCCAUGCUUGACACCCCUCCCCAGCCUCACCCUCACAGGGAGAAAGAGGCAGUUUUCUUCCUGUAACUUCUUUUUCAACACUCCACUGGACUCAGACAGGAAGAUCAGGGGCUGACUGUAUGACAUCAUCUGUCGAUCUGUAAUCAAGUGAUGUCAUCACUAACUUGAGCUGAAGAGAGUGUUACCACGGAGCCCAAAGACUCAUGGGAGUUUGUUUUUUUAAAAAAUCAACUUUUGUUUGUUUUCUACCUUUUUUCUGUAAAAGCUCCGGACCACCCUCUGCUGCAGACUGUCUGUGUGUGUGUGUGUGUGUGUGUGUGUGUGUGUGUGUGUGUGUGUGUGUGUGUGUGUGUGUGUGUGUGUGUGUGUGUGUGUGUGUCCUAGCUUCCUGUCACGCGUCUGUGUGUUUCAGUCUGACUGGAUUUCAUCAUCCUCUAUCAAAAAGUGCAUUUGUUGAUUUUUUUAGUUUAUCACUGUUUUUUUUUUCUUUUGAAUCAACUUGUUGUUGUGUUUGAAUGUGUGUGUGUUUGUGUGUUUGAGUGUGUGUGUUUUGUUCCCAGGGGGGGUGUCGGGAUAUGGGUUAAGUUGAUUGUAGCGUUACCUUCUGUAGUUUUUGACUCGGAGCAGGUGAGGUUUAUUGCGUUGUCGUGUCUGCAGUGUGAGCUGUGAGUUAGAGAUUAUUAAUAUUAAUUAUGAUAAGAUAAAACGAGCCCAGAGCCGUAGAUGGACCGUGUCUGAGAGAUUUUCAGCCAUUUUGGCUCUGCGAUGUCUUUCCAGGACGACCUGUGAACCAAGAAAAAAGAGAUUGUUUUUCCAACUUAAUUGGCAGAAUAAGUGCUGAUAAUCACCUAGCAGUCAGCUCAUAUUAAUAUGGAACUUGUGGAGAUGUUGAUAAGGUACCUACAAAACUAUAAACUUACUUAUCUAUGGUUUGCUAAAACAUGAAAAGAAAAAAAAUGGGCUGCUUUACCCAGAAUCCAUCUGCGGCUCUGGGACUUCACCGUCUGCGGGCUCGACGCUGAGACUGUGAGGGAGAGGAUGUGCAUGUCAACCUUUUUUAUACGGUACGUUUAACGUGGAGAAAAAAAAUAAUAAGUGAGUUGUGAUAAUGCUGAAACACAAAAGUGACGAUACAUGAAGGAUGCUUGUGUACGAUAGGAAGGACCGUAUCUUUAGUCCUGUUUUCAGAAGAAUGAGACAAAUAAAUGCUGCGAUGGUACAAUGUUGUUGUUUUCCUGCCUGGUGGACUGUUGGCGCCCCGGGAACCCUCUGAACAUAAGGUGUAUAUUUUACAUGAAAAGAGAGGGAAAAAAACCACGACAACAAUGUUUCAGCCUUUGUUAAUGGACUCACUGUUUUUUUUUUUUAUAUAAUUGAUCACCUUUUUUUGAUUUGGAUACAAAGAUUUUGAGUGUUUGUUUUGGAUCUUUUUCUUGUCGAUAACAAAACUCCUGUAACCCAGUAAGAGCCAAAGUUUCCAUCAACAGCCACGGUUGCUCGCUCUGCAUUUCAACUUAAAAUGAAAAAACCUGCAAUGUAAAUAUAUCAACCAAACAUUUCCAAAACAUCAAUUCAAAACAGUCAACUUGAUUUCUACUUUUAGCUGUUUUUAUUUAGCUGUUUUUAUUGUUUGUUUUUUUUAACAUAGUGUUAAUGUACCUCUGGCCUUAAACUGUUUCAAAGGUGCAAGACUCCUUUAGUACCAGUCUGAUGGCAACAAUUUUAGGCAACAGUGAAUAUUUUUUGGGGCUUCAGCUAACGAUUAUUGUCCUUAUUGAUAAAGCUGCUGGUUACUUUCUUUGUUAACUGAUUCAUCUUUGUUUGUGCAACUGACACUCCAAACUCAAAGAUAUUCAGUUUACAAUGACAUGAAUCGAAGCAGAACGAUUAACAUGUCUGCUCUGAAAAAUAAACUAUUGAUUGAUUAUUUUUUUGUAAUCAAGUAAUCGUUGCAACACUGCAGAACACACUGAACAUUGAAAUGACAGAUUUGAACUAAUCAGUGCGAGCGGCACUGAAGCUCACAGCUGUUCACAGCGGCUGCAGCUGCCUGAAACUGUUGCCACGGUGUGUUCGUGUGUCCUCGUCUGAACUCCCACACUGAGCUACUUUGGUUGAAAAAAAUAAAAUGAUAAUCAUGUUACUGUAAGUGACCAUCAGCAGCCAGGAUACGGUCCUCUGAGCAGCUUCAAGGGGGGUUCAGACUUGGUGCAGUCCGAGGUCUAAAUGGGGACUUGGUUCAGUCCAGGAUGAGGCGGUCGAUGAAGUCUUCACUCCCCAGUGUAUCAGAGCCAUAAUUUAUCUGUUUAUAAGUCAUUCAGAUUUUUUGAAACAACUCUGAAAAAUGAAGAAUAAAACUGUACAAAAACUGAAAA